Erinaceus europaeus (western European hedgehog) is the source of this 486-nucleotide messenger RNA. RefSeq names its product cystatin B (gene CSTB). The record is from RefSeq and is a predicted model, not a curated record. The coding region runs from base 92 to 388 and encodes 98 amino acids. Gene Ontology annotation, cellular component: cytosol. The transcript is spliced from 3 exons. Lineage: Eukaryota; Metazoa; Chordata; Mammalia; Eulipotyphla; Erinaceidae. Gene Ontology annotation, molecular function: cysteine-type endopeptidase inhibitor activity.
CCAUGUGACCGUCACGUGACGGGCUGCUACUUAGGGCGCCGGGUCCCUGCACCGCAGAUAGACCGCGCUGCGCCCCACCACCGCCGCCAGGAUGAUGUGCGGGGGGACGUCCGACACCCGGCCCGCCACCGAGGAGACCCAGGCCCUGGCCGACCAGGUGAAAGCCCAGCUGGAGGAGAAAGAGAACAAGAAGUUCGGCAUGUUUAAGGCCACUGAGUUCAAGACCCAGCUGGUGGCCGGGACCAACUACUUCAUCAAGGUGCAAGUGGGCGGCGAGGAGUUCUUGCACCUGCGUGUGUUCCAGAGCCUCCCGCACGAGAACAAGCCCCCGGCCCUGCACAGCUACCAGAUGGGCAAGGCCAGACACGAGGAGCUGACAUACUUCUAGACCCGCGGCCCUCGCCCCUCUGCACCUCCCCCAGCAACCGCUGUCCUCCCAAAGGUGGUUCUGUUCCUUCCAAAAUACAGAUUUCUUACGUCUUUGCA